Phytophthora nicotianae INRA-310 is the source of this 1125-nucleotide messenger RNA. RefSeq lists its product as hypothetical. NCBI's taxonomy places the organism in Eukaryota, Oomycota, Peronosporomycetes, Peronosporales, Peronosporaceae. The coding region runs from base 1 to 894 and encodes 297 amino acids. The record is from RefSeq and is a predicted model, not a curated record. The transcript has 3 exons.
AUGGAGCAGGAUGCUGCUUCGCGGGCGCAAUCGUUGCAACUAUUGAAGAGCAAGCUACGAAGAAGACGAUCAAAGGUGAACAACCGCAUUGUCUUAACUUGCGAAGACUUGACACCAAACCAGUUAGAGGAAAGAAACCAACAGUCCAGUCCAACAGAACCAGAACUGAGCGAAUUGCAAGUAAAGCGUUCAUCGAGUGAAGAGGCUCGAGAUACCAAGUUACCAGAUGCUGAGACUUCAAUAACCCCGGGAAGCUGCAAUCAGGACGAGAUUUCGGUGGCGGAGCUGAGGAAGGAGCUCUCAGAGCUAAAGGGAAAGUCCGCAUUACCAAUCGAGCACCAGGCAAAUGAGCUUAUGGCGCUCUCCGACCCCGCGCUGGCUCCGCUUCCGAUGAAGUUGAAGAGCUACACCAAGAUGGUGAUUCAGUGGUCAUGUGACACAUGCAAGCGCGAGUGUAUCCCUGUUCGCGAGGAAAGCCGAUGUCUUUGCGGACAUCGAUACAAGGAACAUCCGAGUAGUGUCAACGAUCCUCGUGUGAAAUCUCCAGCAGAGUUCCGCGCUUUCGCGUGUACAUCGGCCAAGUGUUCGUGUAGAGCUUUCUUCUAUGUUGUGGCGGAAGGCGCCUGGAUCCUACGAUGCCGCUGCAAACAUAGGCACACGGAUCACGACCCGAGCAGGAAACCAUUUGUCUGCCAAAAGACCAAGUGCGGCUGUCAAGGAUUUGACAGCCCGUGGGUUUGCAAUUGCGAUCACCCGUGGAGCGCACACCGCCAGCAUCGCGUCGAGAAGAAGUUCGACCCGCUGCAAGUGCUGCAAUCCCAGUUCACUGCUCCGGAGCUCAACACGGUGCAUCGGACGGACUUGCUGGCCUCUCCACUGAACCUGCGGCUCUGAUGCAGCUCAACUUCGCUGGCAACGUUGUUCAAUCCAGCUGACCUUACAUUUGACACCCGCGCCGGCUGGAGCAAAGCUCUUGAGUUGGACGCUGCGAAAAUCCAUCGGCUGUCAAGCGGUUGCAGUCGAAAUUCGAUCGUAAUUUCCUCAUCGAAAGGCCUUUGCAAGUUGGUAACGAGCCAAAACUUUUGCUUUAAGAUGUACGUUCCUACGCAGGGGUGUGUUUUGGUG